AUGAGUGCACUCGUUGAGAUACCACCGAUAUUAUGCAAUCUGUUUAUUAUGGGGAAGUUCAUACUUGUACUUUAUAAGGAAGUUAAGGAACAUGGAACAUUCAAAGUGAAAUUCUUUUUUCAUAAUGUAAGUUAUGGUUUUUUCGAUCCGAGAUCGCACAUAAGAAUGGCCAUAUUGUUCAAUAUUCAUUGCAUAGCAUCAAUAAUUUUUGUGCCUUUUUUGUUUUUCUUUGUUUUGGCGUAUUUAAAAUAUAUUGGCCAUUGCACGUGCUCAAAUUGCAAGUUUAAUCUUAAAGUGCCUUUAUCUUUGCUCGGGUCUCGUAAUACCACUUUUCUAUCUUUAAAUUCAACAAGAGUCCCUAUUACAUCGCCACGUUAAAUCCAGUAAGUUGAAUUUCAAUUUACGACAAUUUUCAAAAUACGAGCCAUUAAAUAAAUAACAAUUAGUGAAAGAGGUUGAGCCUGAUAUGAAGAAUUAUCAUGUCUGAGGUUUGUGUUAUCAACCGAAGCCUGAUUCAUCAUCUCUUAAAUAAAGAGUAAUAUCACUUGAAUGGUAACCAUGCGCCUUUAAUGACUGUAUUUAGGAUGAACAGUCAGAAGUGCAAGUGAAGUUGGUCAGACCAUGGUUGAAAGAUUACGUUGAGGACCUUGUGAAAUUAAA
This is a messenger RNA of Paramuricea clavata, 660 nucleotides long. The record is from the annotation of a GenBank genome assembly. NCBI's taxonomy places the organism in Eukaryota, Metazoa, Cnidaria, Anthozoa, Malacalcyonacea, Plexauridae.